AUGUUCUCAUGUAACAGAAUCAAUGUCAACCUUGUGAAGAAAGACGUGUUCCACACCUGCGACGACUUCAUUCCGGUAACUUUAUUCCUUUUUUCAGAUUGACAAAAUUUUAUUCACAGGGCGUUGACACCAAGGACGUCGUCAAGCUUCGCAAGGUCGAACAAAGAGGAAAAAUUAAUGAAGCCUCAAGCUGGCACCGUCCGAGAAACUUUGAGCAGUACAAGUUUAUUUUUUAAUGACCUGGUGUAUGGUCUGGGUAAGAAUUUUCUUUUUUUUUUUCGUCGAAUAAAUCUUUGUACUUUUUAGUCGUAUUCAGGAUUUUCAGUUGGAAUUUUGAAACGGAAAGAUGGUAAUCUGAAAACUUGCCAGACAGUUUUUGUCAAACAGAAAGCUCAAGGAAAAUUAAACAGAAGCAUGGAAUCCAUCAAAGUCACUGCAGAAAGAGAUCCAAGAAAUGAGUGGGAAACGGAGAAAAUUUUUAUUUAAGAUCUCAUUGUGCGUGAGUUUGUACGAGUUUAAAAAGAGAAAAAGGUAAGUUGAGGCAUUAAAAUUUUUUACACAGCACAUACAAACAUACAAAAAUUACUGAAAAGUAACAGGAAUCACAAAGAAGAAGUCAAAAAGUGUGAAAGAGUUUGCCAAGAAAGAUUCAUAAUAACAAGGAAAUUCGAUCUUCUGGCAGCUUUCAAGAAGGGUAUUUCAAAACGAAAAGUCUCUAUGAAAGAUCAGAUUGAUGUCUGAACCAAUGAAAAGAAGACAUUUGAGAAGUGAUCAUCUUGAAAGAGUCAGAUAAGAUGGAAAUGCUCAAAAAGGCAGAUGAAUCGUUUACUUUUCAUGAAAAUGGCGAGUCAACUUUGCAAUUUAACAUCGAGACGCUUUUUCAACUUGGCGAAUAAAAGAUCUUUUUGAGAAGAAAGGUUUUCAUGCAUUUUUUUUAAUAGCGAUUAUAAUCUUCCAUUUUUUCCAAUUGCCACUAUUUUGCGCGGAAGCUCUGUUUUUUCACGGAAAGCAGAGCUUUUUGUAAGACUGUCACUCAGUUUUGCUAUUUGUCAUUCAACAAGAACGAGAUUCAGUUUUAUAUCAUGAGAUAACUUUGCUUAGGUUUUUUGUCAGAGCAACGAAAACUGAGAAAAAGCUCAAAUUCAUUCAGUCUCCGGCAAGUUCAGGCGUCUCAGAACGGGAAUUUUUGUUUCAUCGAGAAGAACAAUUAUUUGCGGACGUACUGAGCCGCUAUAUUUUUGUACUGAAACAAAAAAAAAAGAUGCUCUGAAGAACAUCUAAGCAAAGUUUCAUCAAAGUCAGGAUCUGGACGUAAUUAUAUUAUUCUUAUACUUUCACAAGUCGUGCAAACUGUUGGGAACUCUGGCGAUUCAGUCUUUUCGUUUAUUUCAUUGUUGCAAUCAUCAAGAAAUAAGAAACCAAGCUUGAAGUUUUCACAGUUUGUUAGACUCCUAUGUCUCUUCUCUCUUCAGAAUAAAAUUUUCAUCUAUCUCCGAUGUUUCUCUGUCUUUUCGUGGUAUAUGUUCGUUAAAAGUAUUUGGAAAUUUCUGAUAUGAAUGAAUUUAUUUUUCAGGAAAAACACCUGUAUCUCGACAUGUCCGUCUCUGGUAGCCCUCUCCUGAAAGGAAUUCUCGAGGCCUCCAAGGAGGAUCAUACGAUCUACAUCCAUGAGGAUGCGUACAUUUUGGUAAGUUUUCAAUAUAAACAGAAAUAGCUUUUGGAUGUCACCUCCUCUAGAAUAUAGAAACCCUUGUGGUUGCUUAUUCUAAAAAUAUUUUUUUCAGCCUGAACACAAGAACGAGCUUUUGAUGUUCGGAGUUUGAUAAUUUCAUCUUUUAACAAAAUUUUCCAGGUGGAUUCAGCGCCGGAAGCGAUCGGUUUCGCUGUGGAUUCCUCCGCAAUUUCUUCCGCCGGGCUUUCCUCGACAUGGGAUUCCACUUUGGAGGCUUUCAGCCGGGACUUGAUCCCCCGGACGCCUCCAUUUUUCUCGACUCCUUGUUCUUCGUCUGUGAUCAAGGUUAGUUGAGCUCUUUCAUUGCCAAAAAACUUCAAGACUGAGGCAACAAAUUCUAUUUUUUUACGCGGUUUGAUUUGAAAUCCGUUUUUUUUUUGUCACAGUAACUGAAUUUUUUCAGGAGGAUUGGGAAACAGGAAAAACUGGCCGUGCUCACGAAUGGUCGACGACGUCUUCCGAUGGCCUGCUGUCGUCAACGGACUCCACCUUGAAGGCGAUCAGCCGGGACUUGAUCCCCCGGACGCCUCAAUCGUCUUCUACACCUUUUUCUCUUGAUUUGGAGAAAACGUCUUCCGACGGAUUGUUGUCGACAUUGAUUUCUAGUCUGUCCACAACGUCAUCCGGUCUCUCCGUUACAAGUCCAUCUCUGACAAGAAGUCUUUCGUCUUCUCACCGUCCCGUCAGGGUGAGUCAUGUUUUUACUCAUUUUCUCUUCUUUAAGAAUGGAAGACAUCUUCACACAUUUCAGCAUGUUUUUCAGAACUUCCAUGUCCGUCGGGACCGAGAAAACGCCAAGAAUAUGAUCACCUUCAUGUGCGAACGAUCGUCCAGUGAACAACUUCUUGUAAGAAGAAUGAAUGAUAAGGUAACUUUUUGCAAAAUUGAACGAGAUUACGAAGAACGAUUUUUUUCAGUUCAAGGAGCUGAUGUCCGAAGCUUCGGAUGAGUCGCCGGAAUACAACGAGAGUAUCACGACCAACGCUGCCAGCGACCAUUCAGUCCUGAUCCCCAACUUCUCUGGAUUGAGAAACGCGGUACAUUUUUUUUCUGAUAAUUUAUUUGAUCAUUUCUUCUUGACAAGGUGUCAUGCAAAUACGAAAAAAAUUACAAAAAAAGUUUUUUUUGGUUGUAUGGGCUAAUUUCGUGCGAGAAAGUUGGGCUGAUAAUGUUUGGGAAAAAAAUCUUUCAUACUUUCCGCUCAAUCCUCUUGAAGUACGAGCAUGACAUUUCUAUGAAAAAUAGGCGAUUUUUCAACCGAAAUUCUCACCUAGUACCUAUUUCAGAUCUCCACUGGAUCCUUCGAGGUCGUCGCCACGUUCGAAGCCGCAUCCGAAUCUUUCUCCAGGUAAGCUUUAUUCAGCCUUAGUGAAAAAAACUAUUUGGAUUUCAGAAUGGAUGUGUAUGCGAGCGUCGAGGAAAAGCCUCGAAAUGUUGGGCGACGUCAAAUCGGCGGCUAUCAAAGAAGGCAUCCGUGUGACGGGGUUUGUCAGAAACAGAAAAAUUCAGCAAAAAGAUAUUUUCAGAUUUGUGAGCUGUGCCAUUGGCUGUCCCUGCGAAGGUAAAGUUUUGCCUGCUCAUCUGGCUCAGAUCACAAAACUCUUGCUCCGCUUUGGUUGCGCUGAAGGUGAGGAUUUUUUCCAUUGUUGGGUAUUUCGUAGAAAAUUGGUGCUUGGAAUAACAAAGUUGGGAUCCGUGUCUCUUGGUUCUGCAGGACUCUGAUAAAGACGUUCAAAAAAAAAGUGAAGUCAAAAUCUUACAUUGUGAAUUUUUUUAUGCUUCCCUUCUUAUCACGCUUUUCGUGAUUUUAAUAAUUUACGAAAAACUUUUUCAGUCCACGUCAAAGAGACAAAAAGUCGCACUGACGGAUUCAGCGGGAGACUUUAUCAAUAUUCGGCUCACGUCUACUCCCACGGAUGGAACUGCGGUACCGUCUGAAAACGCCAACGACAUGACACUUGUGGAUAUUCACAUUCCUGUCCAGGUCAGUAAUCUGAAAUUUGCUUGCACUUUUGUUUUGAUUAUGAAAAUCCAGUGUAAUUCUCGGAGUCAAGUAAUAAUUCUUCAUUUGAUUCAUGACAAGAGCCGAAAAGUUAGGAUAAAAAAUCUUUAUUUUUUCUUAAUUCAUAUAUAACUCUUUUUCAGAAAGGAAUUUGUGUUGGAAACACGUCGAUCGGGGAAUCUAACGGAGUCCCUCAUCUGCCGUCCAAGGACAACACCGGGGAAGAAGCCGACGUCGUCAUCUACAAAUUCUAG
Caenorhabditis auriculariae is the source of this 3988-nucleotide messenger RNA. The record is from the annotation of a GenBank genome assembly. Lineage: Eukaryota; Metazoa; Nematoda; Chromadorea; Rhabditida; Rhabditidae.